UCCAGAAGCUUGUGCCCUAAUCCUCCGCGACGACGAGGAGGGCGAGAGAGCGCCUCUAUCGAAGGCGCGCGGCGUGAGAUCUCUCCCUGAUUCUCGAGGUGAGCCAGCCGCUAGCAGCAACGCUACCAGCGCCAGCGCCAGGCGCGCGCGCGAGCGAGGAUGCAGAAGACGGUGUGCCCGGAUUGCCGGCGCGAGGUGGACAUCGUCGUGGAUCAUGCCGCGGGGGAUACGGUGUGCAUGGAGUGCGGCCUGGUGCUAGAGGCGCAUUUCAUCGACGAGAGCUCCGAGUGGCGGACCUUUUCGGACGAUUCCGGCUCCAAUGACCCCGUUCGUGUCGGUGGCCCUUCGAAUCCCCUUCUCACGGAUGGGGGCCUUUCUACCACCAUCUCCAGGGGGAAUGGUUCGCAGGGCGACUAUGCCGCCCUCGGCAAGUGGCAAAACCAUGGAACCAACCCCGACCGGGCGCUCCUCCUCGCUUUCAAGACGAUAGGCACCAUGGCUGAUCGCUUGGGAUUGGUAUCCACAAUUAAGGAUCGUGCUGAUGAGAUUUACAAAAAAGUGGAGGAUAUGAAAUCCAUAAGGGGACGGAGUCAGGAUGCUAUCUUGGCUGCUUGCUUAUACAUUGCUUGUAGACAAGAGGAUAAACCGCGAACGUUCAAAGAAAUUCACUCUGUUGCCAAUGGUGCCACGAAAAAGGAGAUUGGACGGGCCACAAAUUUUAUUGUCAAGCGUCUGGAGGAAGAGAUGGGAAAAUCGAUGUCCAUGGGUUCCAUUCACGCUGGCGACUUUUUGAGGCGUUUUUGCUCGCACUUGGGAAUGACCAACCAAGCCGUGCGAGCAGCAACCGAUACAGUGAAGAAGGUGGAGGAGCUCGACAUAAGGAAGAGUCCGAUUUCGAUCGCUGCCGCUGCGAUUUACAUGAUAUCUCAGGUAUCGGAGGACAAGAAGCCUCUAAAAGAGAUAUCGCGAGUGGCUGGCGUGGCCGAGGCUACGAUCAAGAAUUCCUUCAACUAUUUGCGGCCCCAUGCCACACGCCUGGUGCCCGAUUGGUACUGCAAGCCGGAAGAUGUCAAGCGCUUCCUCGCACAGUGACGAGCACAGACAAGAGCCUGCACGACACUCUUCCUCCAAACGAGCAAAGGCUGCUGCUGUGAGAAUAAACCGAUUGUUCUCGGGUUGGAAAAGGAAGACCUUUGCGUGCUGCCAAACUAUUACAUUCUCAGUUCACCGCCAACUAUCUAUGUAUGAAUGGAUUGAGUCUUUAAAGAGCAAUACAGCUUUGACUAUUUUGUUC
Selaginella moellendorffii is the source of this 1294-nucleotide messenger RNA. Its product is annotated as transcription initiation factor IIB. The record is from RefSeq and is a predicted model, not a curated record. The transcript is spliced from 7 exons. Gene Ontology annotation, cellular component: nucleus; transcription preinitiation complex. Gene Ontology annotation, molecular function: TBP-class protein binding. Gene Ontology annotation, biological process: transcription preinitiation complex assembly; DNA-templated transcription initiation. NCBI's taxonomy places the organism in Eukaryota, Viridiplantae, Streptophyta, Lycopodiopsida, Selaginellales, Selaginellaceae. Bases 160 to 1092 code for a protein of 310 amino acids.